This is a messenger RNA of Pantherophis guttatus, 3558 nucleotides long. RefSeq names its product platelet activating factor acetylhydrolase 2 (gene PAFAH2). NCBI's taxonomy places the organism in Eukaryota, Metazoa, Chordata, Lepidosauria, Squamata, Colubridae. The record is from RefSeq and is a predicted model, not a curated record. Gene Ontology annotation, molecular function: 1-alkyl-2-acetylglycerophosphocholine esterase activity.
GGCCCCUUUUCUCUCUCCCUCUCCUGCCAGCCGCGGAGAGGCCGUCGGAAAGCUGCCCCUUCAGGCCGCCUGGGACUCUCCUCCGCGGGGAGACAGCCGGAGCUGCCAAGGAUGGGGGUGACGCAGUCCCUCGGCUUGCCCCACGGGAAGGGCGCCUACCCGGUCGGCUGCACCGACGUGAUGGUGGGCCAGACCCCCAAGGGCCUCUUCUUCCGCCUCUUCUACCCUUGUGUCCCUCAGGGUGAAGCCAAGGAGCCUAACUGGAUUCCCCGCUAUGAAUAUUACUCCGGAUUAGCUGACUACAUGAGCUUGAAUAGUAAAUGGUUUGCUCCACUUCUCAGUGUUACAUUUGGAUCGUGUAAGAUCCCUGUAAGCUGGGAUGCACCUUUCCGACCCUCUUCACACAAAUAUCCAUUGAUCAUAUUCUCCCAUGGACUAGGAGCCAUUCGAACCGUAUACUCAGCUAUCUGCAUUGAGAUGGCUUCUCGGGGGUUUUUGGUGAUGGCUCUUGAGCACAGAGACCGCUCAGCUUCUGCUACUUACUUUUGCAAACUGGAUCCCGAAGCACCAGAUCUACAAGAAGGUCAGAUGCAUGAAGAAUGGCUCACUUACCGCAGGGUACCCAGAGAUCAGAAGGAGUUUCCGUUCCGGAACCCGCAGCUCCAUCAAAGAGCAAACGAGUGCAAACGCGGAUUCAGGCUGAUCCAAAGCAUCAACAGUGGCAAGGCUGUUAGAAACCUUCUGAGCUCGGAUUUUGACCUCUCUACACUGAAGGACAAUGUGGAUCUGACCAAAGCAGUUGUCAUGGGUCAUUCUUUUGGAGGCGCGACAGCUGUGUUAGCUCUGGUCAAAGAAGCCCAAUUUAAAUGCGCUGUUGCCCUUGAUGCAUGGAUGUUUCCUUUGGAAAAUUCUGCUUACCCAAAAGUGACCAAGCCGGUGCUGUUUAUCAACACAGAAUCAUUCCAGACGGCAGAGAGCGUGGCCAAGAUGAAAAAAAUCAGCACUACCAGCAGUGAAAGCAAGAUCAUUACAAUCCUGGGUACCGUCCACCAGAGUCAGACUGAUUUCACCUUCCUAGCCGGGAACCUUGUCAAUCGGGUCUACAAGACAAGGGGUACCACUGAUCCAUACAAAGGCCUGAAUAUCACGAACCAGGCUGCUCUCGCUUUCUUACAAAAGCAUCUCCAGCUCAAAGAAGAUUUUGACCAGUGGGAUAAUCUUCUGGAAGGCAUAGGAGACUCGGUGGUCCCGGAUAGUCCCUUGGCAAAGCCUAGCCUCUAGGCAAGAAAUAUCUCUCCCCAAAUUGUUUUGGGGCACCUUCUGGAUUCCCCUCCCCCCCUUUGUUUGAGGGGAUGGAAAGCAUCCUUGAUCUAAAAUUGCUCUCCAGAUGUUGGACAUUCUGCCGAAUUGCUCUUCAUGAUGAUGGACAUGUUGCUGAGACCUCCUGCUAUGACGGCUUCACCUCUUUAGAAAGCAUCAUCUGCCUAGAAACAGUUUGAGUUAUUGCCUUAAAUGUGCCUCUCCUUCUACCAGGACUACAGCAAGAGCUUAAGAAAAGGAUGGAUCUAAUUGCGAGUGAAGAAAUGGAAAUAAAUUGGGGUGGGUGGAGGUGUAAUCCUCGGGAAAAUCUGCUUGCACUUUAAAGUAAACUGUAGCAGGAAAACCACAAUUUCACUGCCUAGAAUCUGCUGUCUUGCUAUCCUGCUUGCAUCUUUUUCCAACUUGUGUGCCAAGAACCAGAAAAAGAAGAACUACCAUGGUUUAAAGCAGCGGUGAAAUCUAAAAUUUUUCCCUACCGGUUCUGUGGGCAUGGCUUGGUGGGCGUGGCAGGAGAAGGAUACUGCAAAAUCUCCAUUCCCACCCCACUCGGGGGCCAGCCAGAGGUGGUAUUUGCCGGUUCUCCGAACUACUCAAAAUUUCCGCUACCGGUUCUCCAGAACCUGCAGGAUUUCACCCCUGGAAAGCUAUUAAUUGCAGCUAUGAAGCUGGAUUGAAAAGAUCCUUCCUUUACUACCUUGGUAGAGUAGGCAAAAAGGAAUAUAUACCCACCCAACAAUAUUGUGGCAGAAAAUCUGUAAAGAACAUACGCGAUGCAAGAGCUUAAAUCAUUUGGAGGUCUGAGCAUCAAACCGUUAAAUCUUCAUUUGGACCCAUUUCCCACAGAAAAGAAAACACCGGGAGCCACAAAACCUGGGUGGGUGUGGUCAACUCGAUGUCACUCACUCCCACCCAGUCACAUGACACACACCCAGCCACGCCUACCCAGGUUUUGUGGCUCUCAGUGUUUUCUGUGGGAAACAAGUAUCUCUGUGUGUGUGUGUCUCUUUCUCUCUCUCUCUCCUCUCAGGCCAGGUGAAGAGUGACUAGAAGGGGAGGGUGAGGGGUGGGGCCAGCCAGUAGUGGGUUCAGCCGAUAGGGAGCCACAUCAGGGAGAUGAAAGAGCCGCAUGCGGCUCUGGAGCCGUGGGUUGCUGACACCUGCUCUAGAACAGUGUUGGUGAACCUUUUGGGCACCGAGUGCCGAAACAGGAACGCGUGCCGGAAACCGGAAGAGCAGCUACCUGGUGCACCUGCGCGUGCCGGGAAGAUGAUCUUCCGGUUUCUGGUGCGCGCAUGCACACUACCCACAUGGUCUUCUGGUUUCUGACACUCGUGUGCACGAGGAGACCAGCUGGCCGGUGUGCAUGCACACACCAGAAACCGGAAGAGCAGCCGCCUGGUGCGCAUGCGCGCACUGGAAAGAUGAUCUUCCGGUUUGCAGUCAGCUGGUCUUCGUGUGCAAAUGUGUGCCAGAAACCAAAAGACCAGGUGGCCGGUGCAUAGGUGCAUGUUGGAAACCAGAAGAUCAUUUUCCCGGUGCGCGCAUGCAUACCAGGCAGCUGCUCUUCCGGCUUCCAGCAUUCCCACGCAUGUAAAGAUCAGCUGGCUGGCGUGCUGGAACCCGGAAGAGCAAUGGGCGAUAGCUCACAUGCCCAGAGAGAUGGCUCUGUGUGCCACUUCUGGCACACGUGCCACAGGUUCGCCAUCUCGGCUCUAGAACAUGGUCUGAUGUACUUCAGAUGAACAGGUGAGCUUACACUACAGCGUACAAACAAUUCCUUCACAUGCAGUUCAAAGCGUUGGUUGUUAUCACUAAAAUCCUUCGUGGCGUUGAACCUGGUUAUCUAAAGGACCAUCAGACUUCUGUGGCUUGCAUCCAGCCUGGGUAAUUGGGCAGAGUGACCAUGUUCCAGGUCAUCUAUUAAGCAGUGUCUUCAACAUAUCUUCUCCAUCACGGUGCUUGAAUGUGGGACACCUUCUCUCUGUCCCCUAGUUAAGCCACGUUCAAAAGGCCUCUGAAAACCUGAGACUUUCUCCAGGGUUUGGGUUAGAGGCCGUGUAGCAGCCUCCAUGUGUUGGAUGGUCUUUUAAUGGUUAUUUUCCUUUCUGGCAUUGGGGGUGAGAAGUAGGGUUUGCUUGUAUUAUAUGAUUGUUUUUACUGUACACUUCCAGACUCCUCGUAGAGUUGAGCAGCCGUGCACAUUUCUAAAAUAAAUAAAAAUGAAACUCUGUUCUUUUA